Triplophysa rosa is the source of this 1849-nucleotide messenger RNA. RefSeq names its product visual system homeobox 2 (gene vsx2). Gene Ontology annotation, biological process: regulation of transcription by RNA polymerase II. Gene Ontology annotation, cellular component: nucleus. Gene Ontology annotation, molecular function: DNA-binding transcription factor activity, RNA polymerase II-specific; sequence-specific double-stranded DNA binding. The coding region runs from base 57 to 1229 and encodes 390 amino acids. The transcript is spliced from 5 exons. Lineage: Eukaryota; Metazoa; Chordata; Actinopteri; Cypriniformes; Nemacheilidae. The record is from RefSeq and is a predicted model, not a curated record.
GCCUGUGCACAAGGGACCGACUUGUAUCUGAAGAAGGGAAUAGUCUCAAAGGCACCAUGACAGGAAAGGAUGGGGCUGUGUUGUCGGGAAGUUUGAACAAAUCAAAAUCAGUGUGUGCCGCUGAGAACGGGAGAACUAACAAUCAACAUCUAUCAAAGAGCGCCACUACUCAUACGCCCAAAUGCACGGGUUUCGGCAUUCAGGAGAUUUUGGGACUAAAUAAAGAGCCGUCUUCGGCUCCACGGAACACACUGGACUCUUUUCCAGCUGGGGCGCACCUGUUAGCUACGAGGUCGAUGCUCGGUCCAGCUGGUGUUGGGGUCGGGAUGGGAUUAAUUGGCCAUGGAGGUAUUCCGUCGUUCUACAGCCAGCCCGCGUUUCUGGAGGUGCUGUCAGACGCGCAAACCGUUCACCUUCAGCCGCUCAACAGGACAGUGGGUUCGAUGGAAGCUAACCAUUCUGCUAGCUCUGAUUCAGAGGACGUCUCCUCAAGUGAAAGGAAAAUUUCUAAGUCUUCUCUAAGCCAGAGCAAGAAACGAAAAAAGAGACGACACAGAACAAUAUUUACAUCUUACCAGCUGGAGGAACUAGAGAAAGCUUUUAACGAGGCUCAUUAUCCUGAUGUAUAUGCCAGAGAAAUGCUAGCCAUGAAAACCGAGCUGCCCGAGGACAGAAUACAGGUGUGGUUUCAAAAUCGAAGAGCCAAGUGGAGAAAGCGUGAGAAGUGUUGGGGUCGUAGCAGUGUGAUGGCUGAAUACGGGCUGUAUGGUGCUAUGGUGCGUCAUUCCAUCCCUCUGCCUGAGUCCAUACUGAAGUCUGCUAAAGAGGGCGUCAUGGACUCCUGUGCCCCCUGGCUUUUAGUUCAAGAUGGUUUUCCUACCACCAGCUGCUUUUCUAAACACGAAUACCCACCAUUCUUUUCAGGGAUGCACAAGAAGUCCUUGGAGGCUGCUGCGGUCCCAUCAAACGAGAAGUCAGAUGUCACUCAGAAACCACCCAAUCCCAAGACAGAUGAGAGCGAGGCUGAGGAAAAGAGGACAGAGUCACCCAUGUCCAAAGAGGAACUGAGGGAGAACAGCAUUGCUGUUCUCAGGGCAAAAGCACAAGAGCACAGCGCCAAAGUGCUGGGAACAGUUUCUUCUGAGAUACUGGAGCACAAGAUGGAGAUAUCAGCGACAGAGAAGUCUAGCGAACAGUUAGACGCGAAAGAAGAGGAAAAGAGUUCUUAGGUUAUGCACAGUAAUUCUUCAGUCAUACCUCUAAUGCCAUAAAACAAAAAUAUAUCUGGAUUAUUUUCUGUUUAUCAUAUUUCUGCAAAAACGGGACAUUUGGUUAUGCAUUUUGUUUUACCAUAGCAAUUUCUAAAUGAUUAAAAUGUGGUAUUCUUAAUUUGAUAAUAAUAUACAUCCCCAUCAUUCCAGGGAUUAAUAUUUAGGUUUUUUACAAACAUUCCAGAACAUCUAAUUAAAAUUGAAUAACGAUGGAGCAUGCUUGUUCCCCUUUGUCAUGAUGGGAAAUUUGACAACUGUGGCAGACCAUAUGUCUUUGUGUGUUUAUUUGAACUUGAACCUGAUCCAAUUUAAGUAUUUAUUUUCAGUCAUUAUUAGAAAGCAAUUGGUCAAGAACUCCUAAUGAGCUUUGAAAUAACAGAGCUCAGUGCUUCUUUGUUCAUUUUGUACAGUAUCUCUCUUCUAAAACUCUUAGUGGUUAAAAGUUGUAAUAGAGUGUUUUGCUGUAAAUAUUGUAAAUGAAGAUAGCUUGCUACAGUAUUGUUUGAACUAUACAUUAAUGUACUGUAGUCUUAUUAUGUGCUUUUUUCGUAAUAUGUGAAAUGCAAUUCAAAUUAUUA